Messenger RNA from Knipowitschia caucasica, 2280 nucleotides. The record is from the annotation of a GenBank genome assembly. NCBI's taxonomy places the organism in Eukaryota, Metazoa, Chordata, Actinopteri, Gobiiformes, Gobiidae.
AUGGUGAGGCAAGCUGAAGAGGUAGCACAACAGAUAACCCAGCAAGAGCAGCAGGCUCCACUGGCGGUGCAAGCAGUGAAACAAAAGAGGUUCGUGAAGAAAGGAGGGAAACCGCAGGGAGAGAGGAGCGGAGGACAGCGGCACGGCUACCAAGGGGAGAGCAAGUGCAAUCGAGAUACAGCAGUGGAGAUGGGGCUGGUUAAGCGAGUACAGCAGGUGAAGGCAGCAGCCGUCCACCAGGGCACGAUGAAGACCGACCCGGUGAAGAUACACCUACGUGACGACGCCGUGCCACACGCCGUACACACAGCCAGGAGAGUCCCACUGCCACGCCUUUCGAAAGUCCAAGCUGAGCUACAGCGCAUGGAGGAACAUGGCGUGAUUGUCAAAGUGACACAACCGACAGAAUGGUGCGCGCCAAUGGUGCCAGUCCUGAAGCCGUCAGGCGCCGUCAGAAUCUGUGUAGGGCUCCAGAAGCUGAAUGAGAACCUGAAGAGAGAAACUUACCAGCUACCUACCACAGAUGAGACGCUGGCUAAGCUGGCGGGCUCCACCGUGUUCACAUCCCUCGACGCUGCCUCAGGCUUUUGGCAGAUACCGCUUCACGAAGAAAGCAGAAUUCUAACCACAUUCAUCAUCACACCUUUCGGGAGGUACUGUUUUACCCGCCUUCCGUUUGGGAUUAAUAUAGCCCCAGAGAUAUUCCAGCGCAAAAUGCAUGAGCUGCUAGAUGGCCUGGAAGGAGUCGCAGGGUAUAUGGAUGACGUGAUUGUGCAUGGAAAGGACAAGGCCACACAUGACAGACACUUGCAAAGCACACUCGAACGUAUGAAGCAAGUAGGCCCUAAGCUGAAUGAAGAAAAAUGUGUUUAUGCACAACCACAGCUACGCUUCCUGGGCCACAUCGUGGACGCCAACGGGGUUCGAGUGGACCCAGAAAAGGUGAGCGCCGUCAGAGAGUUGGAUGCGCCCACCAAUGUACAUGAACUGAAGCGUGCAUUAGGCAUGAUAAAUUACAUGAGCAAAUACAUACCAGACAUGGCAAAUGUCGCAGGCCCACUGUACGAUCUCCUAAAGGGGAAGAUGGCCUGGACCUGGGACCAGCCACAGCAGCGAGCGUUUCAGCGCUUGAAAGAAGCCCUCGUCACCUCGCCUGUACUGGCCCACUAUGAUCCACAGAGACCGACCGCAGUGUUAGCGGAUGCGAGUAGCUACGGGAUGGGAGGAGUCCUGCUCCAGCUGCACGGAGAGAGCUGGAAGCCUGUAGCGUACUGCUCCAGACGAUUAACGGACGCGGAAACCAGGUACGCUCAAAUCGAGAAGGAAUGUUUGGCAGGAGUAUGGGCCUGUGAGCGGUUCCAGAAGUACCUGGUUGGCAUGGACAAAUUUAGACUCAUAACAGAUCACAAGCCGCUGGUACCGCUGAUAAACAGCAAAGACCUAGACGCGGUGCCUGUUAGGUGUCAGAGACUUUUGAUGAGGCUUAUGCGCUUCAAUGCAAAGGCCGAGUACGCACCGGGCAAAACGUUGGUCAUAUCCGACGCACUGUCACGCAGCCCGCUGAAGGAGAGCUACAGCACUACGGAAGCAGUCAUUGUCUCACAAAGCAAGCUGGACCGGAUCAGGACAGCCACGCAGGAGGACCCACAGCUCCAGCACGUGAGAAAGCUGAUCAGGGAUGGAUGGCCCAAACGAGACGACCCACUAUUGGCUUUAAUGAGCUACCGCGCCACCCCCACCACAUCCACAGGAGUGAGCCCGGCAGAAAUGCUCAUGGGGCGUAAGAUUCGCACCACACUGCCAUCUCUAAAGAAAAACCUCAUUCCAAUGCAGCCAAACCGUGACCUCAUCCGUCGCCGUGAUGAAGAAGCCAAACAACAGCAGGCAUUCUACUAUAACCGGAGACACGGAGCGAGGGACUUGCCACCCUUGCACACAGGUGACCACGUCCUGUCCAAGCUGGACGGGGAGAAGGUGUGGAAAGGUCGAGCAUCGGUGCAGCAGGAGUGCGGCACGCCGCGCUCAUACCAGGUGAAGUCGCCAGGAGGAGGAGAGAUGAGGAGAAACAGGCGUCAUCUUCAACAAGUGCCGCCACCGAUGGAAGAGGAGAACACAGACUCUGGGCAACCUGCCACAGAGCCAGAGCAAGAAGCACCACAACACGGCUCUGACCAGGGACUGUGUGAGAGUAAUGUUAAGAGUCCUGCAGUAAUAUCAGAAGGACUGACAGUGACCAGGUUUGGUAGAGUUAGUAGACCUGUGAAAAGAAUGGACAUGUAG